UCCUCUCACUCGCCAUAUUUUAAUCUGUCCGUGAAAGAGCUUGUGCUUGAUUUUGGCCCCGUGCAGAUCAAAAUAAGAUUAUUUGCUAUUAAUUUACAACAAAAAUAACCAUGUCCUGCGAAGAUGACGUCGCUAAAAUUCAGAAAAAACUCAAUAAAAUCGUGUCUGGAGAGAAAUCGGAUCAUCCGCUUGAGCUACUGAAAACCCUGCAAAAGCUGCCGGUCACCCUGGACAUAUUGACGAGAACCAGAAUAGGAAUGACAGUGAAUUCCCUCAGAAAGUCGAGCUCUGAUGAUGAUGUCAUCAGCAUGGCCAAAUCUCUCAUCAAAAGCUGGAAAAAAUUUCUCACUCCUGGAACUCCUUCUGGAAAAGACAAAGAGCCAAGUGGCGGAUCGGCGAAAAAGCCAAGCAGAGAGCCCGAGAGCAAGCCGUCGAAACCGGUAGUCAAAGAAGAGAAGAAGGAUAAAGCGCCCGUACAAACAUCAUUCCCGCCAGUUUCCGUAACCACUGACUCUGUGCGCCUUAAGUGCAGAGAAAUGCUAGCCAAUGCCAUAAGAGGCACUGGAGAAUAUCCUGAGGGAUGCCAAUCUGCGGAAAACCUAGCAGACGAGCUGGAGGACGCGAUUUAUAGUGAGAUGAAGAACACAGACAUGCGCUACAAGAACAGGGUGCGCAGCCGAGUCCAAAAUUUGAAAGACACAAAAAACCCUGAACUAAGAACCAAUUACAUUUGUGGUGCGAUCACAGCUCAAAAGCUGGCAGUCAUGACUUCGGAGGAAAUGGCUAGCAAUGAAAUGAAAAACCUCCGAGAAAAGUUCACGAAAGAGGCAAUCAAUGACGCCCAGUUGGCACAGGUGGAAGGUACAAAGACUGACCUGCUCAAGUGUGGAAAAUGUGGAAAGCGGAAUUGUACAUAUAACCAGAUGCAAACAAGAAGUGCUGAUGAGCCCAUGACCACGUUUGUCUUGUGUAAUGAGUGCGGCAACCGAUGGAAAUUCUGCUAAACAGGUACCUCAAUAUGUGAAAUUUGAUUCAAGUGGCAGAGAAUGUUUUCACUAGCAGUGGAUUUUUUUGUCUCCCAAUCAAAGAAUGGACCAAAUGAUUGAUGCAAGUGAACUAUGUUUUCGAACCCCAUUUUCUUUUUGUUAUUCUUAAUACAUGUACAUGCGUAGUAAUAAGUGUCGCAGGUCAGUUUUGUUCUCCAGAAUGAAAGAGAUUCUCCCCUUUUGUUACCAAAUGGCAAAACUUUUCAAAUCAAUAAAAACGCAGACGUAAAUCACAGGAAAGAAAUAA
This is a messenger RNA of Cloeon dipterum, 1293 nucleotides long. It is a transcript of the gene TfIIS, whose product is annotated as RNA polymerase II elongation factor. NCBI's taxonomy places the organism in Eukaryota, Metazoa, Arthropoda, Insecta, Ephemeroptera, Baetidae. The record is from RefSeq and is a predicted model, not a curated record. Gene Ontology annotation, molecular function: zinc ion binding; nucleic acid binding. Bases 111 to 1004 code for a protein of 297 amino acids. The transcript has 6 exons. Gene Ontology annotation, biological process: DNA-templated transcription; transcription elongation by RNA polymerase II. Gene Ontology annotation, cellular component: nucleus.